Molecule: messenger RNA, 13599 nt
Organism: Porites lobata
Lineage: Eukaryota; Metazoa; Cnidaria; Anthozoa; Scleractinia; Poritidae
Source: the annotation of a GenBank genome assembly
CCGUCAAAAAGUACUCGUCAAAAGACAAACGACGGGGAUUUCCACUUUUUCUGGUCGUCAAAACGUGGUUUGACUGUUGAAGAAAGUCCUACAAAAGUCAGCGGCGUAAAAGCACUUUCCUUAGUGACUUGAAUUGCUAAGGAAAUACCCACAGUUUCUUUUUAUACAAACUGGUAUUGUUGUGUUGUAGAAGGUCAAUAGCGACUCGCGCACCGGCAUCAGUUGUUGCGAUUUCUUUCUCUCGAUCGCUCGAGAGUUGAAUGGCUUUUGACCAAAGCAUAUCCUGGUUUCAGGAGAAGGUAAGAUCGAUGAUUGUUGCUCGAUAAAGGUAGCUUAAGUCCCUAAUGGUUUUUAAAUAGCCGAGUCUUAACAAAAUUUACUAGUUUCCUUGGAAUGACAGUUCAUUCAAUAUUUACAUUCGAGCUUUGCUGAAUGUUGUACUGGUCGACUUUAAAGACACCAAGUCAGAUUUAACCUUGAUUUAGAUCGUGUUUUGGUAAUAACAUGUACGCUUUGCCCUUAUUAAAAAGCCCUGUUAUCUAGCCAUAGUUUAUUUCCUUCAAGAAACGCGAGGAAAAAUUCUCAGCUGAUUGCAUGAUCGUUUUGCGUUUACAUUCUCAAAGUAACAUACAAAAAAACAAGCCACUUAAAAUCUCUAUUUUCACGUCGAAAACGACAAGAUACUUUUCUACAGCAAAUGUUACCGGUUUAAUGGUUAAGCCGUGCAUGAGCCUGGCGUUCGGAUUUCGUCCUUUAAUUCUUACAAUUACUGGUCAUGAUAGCCACACGAUUUUAGGCUCCGAGACAGCCCGAGGAACUUUUGCUAAUAUGCAAAUAUUUUCAGCUGAAUUGCUUCUACUCAACCCAUAUUUCCAGGUUUAACUUUUAUGAUUUAUUAUUUUGUCUAGCCUAGUGGAUAAUUUAUCACUUAACAGAGAAAAUAUUUGCAUACUUCUUUCAAACUUUUUUUUGUCUAUAAACGGCUGAUAAGUUUAAAAGCGUUUAAAAAUUAUUUUGUUCUUAUUAAUUGGAAAAUAAUAAUGUCUUCUGAAGAAAUGCAAGGAGAUUGUCUGAAGAUAUUUCUAUAUUAAAGUAUUAACCUUGGUUCUUUCAGAAACUUGUCCAAUACUUCAUUCCUCCUACAGAAUUCCUUCUUUGUUGUUGUCAUUUUUUAUAAAAAACAUCUCUGAGACUGAAGAAAGGGCUAAAUGAUAUAUGAAACACAUCUUAACAGCCAAAUUAGUUCAAAUUAUAUUUCACAAUCCAAAAGGAAUAAUUUAUUAAACACAAUACAUGUAUGUGGCCUCUAGGAAAUGCAUAAUUAAUAUAGUUAACUGAUUGUAUGACCCCAGGAAUGUAUUUUGGAAUUCUCCAAGGGGGAUGCAUUAAUAUGUUAAACCUGCUGUUUACUCAGGGGUUUAACCAAAUGUAUGUGAAAUACACAGGUUGCUGUGGUAUUUUGAGGCAAAAUGAAACGGCAUUGCAUUCCAAAGUUGGAGGGUAACCAAAUUGGAGAGGAAAGAUUUUUGUACUCUGUCGAUGCCUGGUUCAGUGAUAUCUUAGAUCUUACAAAUAGAAUAAUUUUUCACUUAAGUUGUGUGUAGCCAUUUUCAUAAAAUUUCUUAAGCAUAAUAGAUGGUGAACUUGGCAUUGUAAAUUCUGAAUUCGGCCACGCGUCCAUCAUUUUCAGAGGUAAAGCUGAAAAGAAUAAUUAGAGUGUACUCGCUAAUAGUUGAUUAUUGCUAGUUUGUUUACAUAGCUUGGCAUUUAGUUUACUCAGAUGGUUGGGCCUUUGCCAACCAAAUUGAACUUGCACUAAAUUAAACAUGAUUGUUUAUGUUGGUUAAUUAACUGAAUUUUGCAUUUUAAUUUAAAAAUUGCACUUUUACCUAUGAUGACAUGUGAAAAUUUUGUCCUUUCCUGCAUAGGAACUUUAAAAGCUUAUCACAGAGAUAUUUAUCAUGAAGUGGUUGGCAUGGGGAAUUUGUCUCAGUAUCAGAAAGGUCUUUUUCUUGAUGAAAAGUUAUAUUCCUUGCCAAAAACAAAUGUCCCUUCCUUGAUAGAAAAGUUUCUUUCUCAAAAGAAAGGUUCUUCUAUAAAAAGUAGGUCCCCUCCUCGAUAGAAAGGUCCCUUCCUGGAAAGAGAAGUCCCUUCUGUGAUAGAAAGACCCCUCUCUUGAAAGAAAGGUCCCUUCCUGGAUAAAGAAGGUCCGUUCAGGGAUGGAGAAGUUUUCUCCUUGAUAGAAAGAUCCCUUCCUUGAUUCGAAUUUUCCCUCCUAGAUAGAAAGUUCCCUGCUUUGAUAGUGUAUGUUUUUCGUUUUCUAGCUUGGUAAAUAUGAUAAAGCUUCAUGGGAAAGAACUUUUGAGGAGCAAGAGCAAGAAACUGUAAAUAUUUGCAAUAUUAUUUCUGUUAUUAUGUUCAAUAUUAUGAUGAAUUUUCUCUUAGACUCACAAGCUAAAAAGAUGCUGCGAUGAAACAACAAGAAUGUACAAUGUAUAGGACCAGUUUGACUCUGAAAAGGCUCAUUUCAAUAUUGAAUGAGUCAGGAUUGAGGUCAUUAUCAUAGUCAUCAGCUCAAUGACCUUGUGCAGAAAAGAAAUCUGGGUUGUGAGCCUUGCAGAGUCAUGUAAUGACAGCUUUGGAACUGCAAGAACCUGAACAUUUCCAUUUUUUUCUGAUUAUGCUUAUGACUACAUACAUGUACAUCACUCGUGAUCUUGUGAAAACCAGACUGUUUGAGUUGAAAGCAAAAGUGGAAGAAAAAAACUACUAAGUAAAUUACAGUACGUGUUCCCAUGCAAGCUCUGAUUAAACCAAUCAAUAAUAGGUGGGUGUGGGGAAGGUGCCUGAUGAAACAGAAGUGGGGCGCAAGCAAGCCUAGAAGGUGACCAUGACAACCCUGAGAGCGGCACCCACCGGGCACCGUCACACUGAGAACCUCAUUAGAAAGAGGCACAGAUACUUACCAAAACAGCAUCCAGAGAGGAGGGAGGGUUGGGGGCAAUAAACAACUAUAACUACUGCAUGCAAAAGCAACAUGAGCAAAAUGAUUGACUCCUGCAACAGCGCUGUAAAAUUACUAAGGCCCUGCUAAACCCCAAGUCCACCCCACAUGCGAUUACUGGUGGAGACCACUGGCCAGUAUUGUCUCAUGUUUAACCUCGCCUAAAUUACAUUUAGCCACAUUUUGUUAUAGAAUACCACUGUAGAUACUAGAUUGUGGUACCUACGAUAUGGUCAGUCUUACUUGUAAUCAGAAUUUAGUCGUCAUUGACUGGUCUAGUCUCCUUCAUACUUACAAAUUUCGAUAACUGUUUUCAGUGAUCAGAAGCAUUUUCCUUUUUUAAAUUCCUUUCCUGAAUCAUAUGCUUUAAUUUGUAGGGUUUUAUAGAUGUUCCCAAAAAGCCCGGUGGUCUGAAGCCUGAACUUAUAGAUGUUGAUCUUGUUAUUGGUAUGUGCUUAGAAAAACCUUUCAAUUAAUGAAUGUCUACCAGUAAGUUCUUUUGAUUUUGGUGUAGACUGGGAAGGUCUUUGUCAAGGUCAUGGCUUGAAUUUGUUUCCUUUAGUUAUUAAAAAUAAUUUUUAACUUAAUUAUAACUACAGUGUAUAACAAAAUUCGCAAAUCCUAUUGGCUAUCAACUGUCCUGAUUUCAGCACUGAUAGGACAGUGAAAUAGAACAGUAUGCUUCAUGCCUAAGCAACCGGACAAUGCGUGCCAUCGCACGCUCUAACUUAAAUGGCUUUUUUCACUGCUAACGAAAAACUCUCAGAAUUUCUUAUGUUUACAUUAAAAACCCUAAAAUAUCACAAAUUUUGUUAUAGAUAUGAUUAAUUUGUAAUAGGACUUCAUGUCAUCCAAUUCGCUCUGUGAUCAUCUUCGUGGUCAAACAAAUCAGACUCCUACUACAUGGUUGUCCAAUUUUGUUAAUCACUCGUAUGAUUACAGACCAAAUUGGACUCCACUCAGUCCUGGUAACCAUGGAUUAUUUAUUUUUCUUGCAGGCUCCACAUUCCCCAAGACAAAACCAGUUCACACUUGGUCAGCUGUCACCCAGAAAGGUGUAAUCCGAGUUCUUCUCUUCCCUUUCUUUCGAUCAUGGUAAGGCAACCAAUAUAUUUAAAAACAUUUUACUGUGAUCAGAAUCUAAUUUCUCCUUAUGAUUAUCACCGUAAAUCAAACAUGAAGGUUGUGAGAAUCACAAGGAAAUGUUCAUCAACAAUAAAAGUCUGGUGAUUUUUUAUUACUAGUUUUCAUUCUAAAAACAUGUACCAUGAAAAUGCAUUGAGAUCAGUGUAGACCCUAGCCUAACAUGAAUUUCCAUGAUUUUACUCCAUAAUUAUCUUGCCCAAGCCUUUUGGAUUUGCAGCCUAUCAAUAUAAUCCUGUGCAAGUAGGAAAAUGUUAUUGAGGAUGCACAUUAUUUUAAAAUUUGGCCGUGAUCAGAGCGUAAUAUAUCGAGUGGUUUUAUUACAAGGCAGUUACCAGCCAAGUACAAAGAAUAAAUUACUCCAUUGGCAGCUGCUUACCAGCCUUUUUCUUGUUUGUUCAAUGUUUACUAUUUCCUGCUAAAAUUGUAUAUGGCCAUAACAGUACUUAAGCUGGGUGGCUCUUAAUGCCUUUGUACUUGAAAGGUCAUUGAAAUCCAUACAGUAAGUGCAAGUAUAAUGUGUUUAAUACAUUUGUAGACAUUGCACGGAGCUUAAAGAUUUUCUUUCUCUGUUUCUCUUGUUUCAGGUGGACCCAGCAAUUGUCCCCCAGAUUGUGGUUCCUGUUCUUGUUUUUGUAUUUAUGUGAAAUUCUGGUGCUUGUUAUUUAUUUGAGAGAAUGGGAAUCUCAUUGGAAAGUAAGUAAUUUAGUAGCAUAUUGAUGUACUUUACUUUGAUUCCUGUGGGUGUAGGUGAGAGUAAUAGUAUUCUUGGUAUUCUUGUUAGCCUGUGUCACAGGCGGAACAAAACUUCUGGUUAAGUCUGUCUGAAGAUAACUGCCGAAAUCCUUGUUCUGGGCCUCCAUCUGUGUAGCGGGAUUUGACUAGGCACCGUGAUUGGCCCUUUAAAAAUGCCAUUUUCAUUUUGCCUAUCAAUGGGUUUCCCAGAACAAGGAUAUCGACACUGCUUCACAGACUUUACUAACAGGGGUUGAUUAUGUCUUGGACGCAAGUUAUAUUCUUGUGUUCUCUCACUAAAAUUUAAGGAUGUGUUGUUUGUGGGAUCUGUUUUGUGUAUGCCAUUUCCCAAAAAAUAACUGCUGUUUUUUUUUUUCAGGUUGUAACAUGGUCAGAGGCUUGUGGACCAGCUUUGGUAAGAGUUUUAUAUUAUAAAUUUUCUCCACCCCAAAAAAGAAGAUCAUUUACUAUAAAGCAAACUUCAGUAAAGAUUUGACACAAUCGGCAUAUCUCCCUUCCGUUGCAUCUAAUUUGUUUGUUAUUCACUUUUCUCUGACCAGUGCAUUACCCCGCCUUAUAUACUCUCAAUUUAAUUCUUAAUCUGUUUUUUGCUUAUUUGAAAGAAUGUCCAUUAUUACUCUACAUGUACACCAAGCAACAAAGUAACAAGCGGAAUCAGACCACUCUUUUCACUUGAUCAUACAGUAACGCUUUACGCUUCUUUGUUAGUGAAAACCAGCCUUUUAAAACUGCUUUGCUACACUGCUUUCUCCGAUAGUCUGUGAUAAAAAUAAAUAAUAAUUCUGUUUUAUUUUUUAGAUCAUGGUGUUGUUAGGGGUGUUGUAUAUGUACAUGGUCUCUACAGACUACUCCAGUUCUUCGGGGAGAAGAAAAGUCAAAAGCAUCCACAGAAGGUACAUGUAUAAAGCCGAGUUUUUAUCUGAGCUUAUGCAGUGAAACUACAACAUCAAACUUUUACUAAUAGCACCUGUUGACAACAACCACAUUUUCCAUCACUACAGAGGGGUUUAGUCUUGUUUAACUGGACAAAAUCAGAUACGAUGACCAGAUGUGAGUACACUUUACCUGUAGGAAUAGACAAAUUCAUAUUAAUACUUUAGACAGCUUUAAUAUCUUAGCUGUUGAAGCUGGUAGAAUUCCCCAGUGGGAGGGUGUGGCCCCCUCCAUACUUACCCCCACAUAUGUGGUUUUGUCAUGUGAAGUUUCUCCAACAUGCCUCUCAGUAGAUAAUCGAUAAUCUUUUGUUGCCUACUAUUAUUUUUUCUCCUCCUGCUUUCAAUUUUCUGGGGAACCAUGUUUCCUCUCAAGAAGAGCGCCAUGGACACAAAAAAUGCUUAGAAUCUUCGGUAGGCGACAACCCAAAUUUCCAUUUUUUUGGCAGUUGCUUACAUGUACAAUGUAUUUGUUUAUAACGUAUUUACUCUGUCUUCUACUCAUAUAUUUAAUCUUUGCUUUACAGAGGAAGAGCAGCUGCAAGACAGAAGAGAAAAGGCAGCGGACAAGAAAAUGGAGGAACAGCAUCACAUAACGGGCUGAUUAUAAAUGGUGUGCGGCAAAGAAAAACCCAGCAGGCUGCUGAAUCAGGGCCUGGUAAAGGCUAUUUUUUGUGUCUACUAAAGUUAUCAUAAACAGUUUCAUCAUCCUACCUCUAGGGCCAUGACCCAAGUUUGUAGUAGCCUGAUCCAGGCUCCGAGAUAGUCGGGUUCGCGAAAUUGAGAAAGCGCAAACACGAAAAUAAAACGGGAGGAAACUUCAGAUCAAUUUAUGUUUCGGGAAACUGCCCACCUACCCCUCCCCUAAGCUAACAUUAACACUUACUUCUCAGUUAGGGCAAAACGGUGGCUUAGGGGAGGGGUACGUGGGCAGUUUCCUAGAAACCUAAAUUGACUCGAAACGUUUUCGCGUGCUUUACGCUUGCGUGUCAUCCCUACUAUUUGAGAGCCGGGAACGUACUGAGUUGGUAGAGGGGUGAAACUUUGAUGCUGUCUUUUAAGUAAGACAAAAGAAAAGCCUAAAGAAUUUACAGGUUGUAUAGGCCAGCUACCUCUCUGUUUUAGAACCCUGUUUUGAAAAAUGGACAGAAAACAUGCAUGCUUGGCUGAAAACCUUGUUCUGGGCAUUUUUGCGUAAAAUUUUAUAUUGGUUCAAGACAGACAGGCCAGAAAACGGAAAAGCUGUACCCUCUCCCGACUCUGAGCAUCAUGUACCCACAAAGGCCUGCCCCACUUCCUCACUAGACUCUACAAUACAUGUAGAUCGGUGCUGAAUAUUACAAUAAGUUUUCAGACUUUUAAUUUCUGAUGAAGCUUUACCCAUGACUGAUGAAGUUGUACGUGCCGUUAGACAUAGAUAUGACUGUACAGAUCAAAGACCAGAGACUUUCAUUUUGAAGACACACUUUUGUUUUGUUAUCAGUGUGCGAUAACAAGUAUAACAGUGAAGCAGUGGAAAACAUUGAACAAGAGAAUGCAAAGGAUGCGGACAACGAUAAAACAGAAGAAGAAAUGAGCGAAAGCGGAGAAACAACAUCUUCUACAACGGAGAGUGAUGUGUCUGAUGUUGAAAUGGAUAGUAACAAUGAAGACCCGUUUGCUUGGGAUAAACAGGUAUGGCGCUUGUGUUUAUUUGGUAACCGGUCAUUUCGCCCCGGUAAAAUAGGGGGCUAUGUGACCGGGGCGAAAUGACGUGGGGGCGAAUUGACUUGGGGGCGAAAUGACCGGUAACCGUUUUGUCUGAUGGUAACUGAGUAUAUAUCCGUGUUAUUAAUACAAAUUGUAUUGCACUUCAGAUGAACGGAUCUCUUGGAUUGGAAGAACACCCAACUCCUCCACCAACUGCAGAAAAAGGUAACGUACAGCUUGAACUUUACCUUAGGAAACUGUAAAAACCCAGGACUUGUAACGGUGAUUUUAGGGUAUCGUAUGUUAGCAGGGGCCCCUCACCGAGUCGUGUGCCAGCCCCUGAAAUCGAGCUCGCGACCUCGCGCUACCACGACAACAACAGCAGUAAGAAAGCAAAAAGCUAGUUGGUAUUAUCUGCACGUGCGUCACGUUUUUUGAUUCAUUUCUGUGACGUAACUGCCCUACUACGACGUGAGAAGUGAGGACGUGAACACACGACGACGAUGUUUUUCCCUCUCUUUGAAACUGGACACAGUCCUUAAGAAUUCUAACCGCUGAAAAAUUCAAGCUGCACCCACCCUUGAUGAAUUGAGCGAGGAUUAAAUAAACGCGAUGAAGUUGGAAAAAGCGCAGGUGGCGUGUCCUUUGCUGUCGUUGUUAAGUUUGCUCAGACUCCCUAUAAUAAACGAAAUCAUCAUUCGUUAUCACUGAUUUUAUACUUUUCAGUUAUGGUUUCAAUCUGGGAAGGAAACCAAUGUAAAAAAGCUCAGUUGACUCUCAUGGAAAUAAGCACUGCCAUUAAGAAUAAAGUGGUAAGUCCCUCAAGAUGCGGUGGAUUUUCAUUUUUGUCUUUUUCUCUCAAGCAAAAGUGUUUGUGAGCGUUGCGCGUCAACUGGAAGUGAAGCCAUGAAGCUGCCAAAUUUGUUUUGCUAAGUUUCUUUACUCUUAUAGAAACAAUUUGCUAGUGGUAAUUUCGGGACAAAACCACUGCCAAAGAAUGCAAAUCGGCCACUUCCGGUUGUCGUGCGUUGUUAAAAAACGUCCUAUUACUUAGUUCAAACUCCUGUGUCUUGCUCCUUUCCAGGAUACCCACAAAAGCCACACCGGCUACGCGCAGUUUGCCAUUGUGGUCUCUGUUUUGCUGGCUUUUAUACCGUUACUCUUUCGUCUUUACAAUACAAGUGUAAGUAUUAUAAUAUUUUCUGCUUUUGGGUCAGGUUACCUGAAAUCUCGUUUUCUGGAGAGCACUCUGUUCUUUUCUAGUCGUAUUAGGAUUUUCUUAAGGUUAAUGUUGAACCUCUCCACAAUGGCUACCUUAGGGACAGAAGAAAUGGCCGUUUUGGAGAGAUGGCCGUUAAUUAUGGGGAGGUAGGGGUGUGAAAUGACGCUUGUCUUUUUUCCUGGGAGUCCAACAUGUUUAUUGUGUCAAGUUCAUGCUUGCUGUUAGCCGUAGUUAACUGACUCUCAGCCUGAGGUAUGUUCUAACUGAGAAAAGGUUCUUACAAUAUGGUACUGCAUUUACGCGCCAUACGGAUCAAAUUUCGUGAGAGAUAUUGACUUUGUCAUCAGUCCCUGAAAAAAAAAACUGGCCAUUGUCGAGAGGUUAUUUUGGCAUUUGACGACAUGCUCUAGUGGCCGUUGCGUUGUAGAGAGGUUUAAACAAGAGCUCAAUGUAUGGACUGUCCGCUGGGUCAAAAGAAGGCGGCCGUUCACUAGUGGAGGUUCGACUUUAUUAAAUAUUUUCUCUUUGUACCAGGGAAAGCUCGGAAAUCUUUGGAGAAGUAAUACUCCAGAACUCUUGUGUACAAUGUUUGGAUAUACAGUUUGGUGAGUGCCGGUUUAAUUCAUUUGGUUUCUGAUUGUUUCGUAUCCUUGUCUCUUAGGCAACCGUUUCUUGUGUCGUCACGCAACGCUCUUCCCCACAAGUGGGGAGGAGCGUUGCGUGACGACACAAAGGACGGCUUCGACGACUCAUAACCCUGCAUAUAAGCUUACUUAUGCUGGAGUCAAAAGUCUUAAUUUCAUUCAACCAGAUGCUAGGAGAUGAGAAGGAAAAAUAUACUUAGACCUGUAUGUAAUCAGGAAGAACUGUCGACCAACUAGUUGCUCUUCAUUUUCUCGGACGGAGAUUGAAGAACGCCAUGCUUGUCAAGUAUAGGUUCUUUGAUGGAUGACCAGGCCUACGCUUUUCCUCUCUCUUUUCGAUUCUUGUUCUGUUUACAUUACUGGCUAGUAAAUAUGACUUAUAAGGUCUUAUAAUCCCAUUGUCUUGUCAGCAACGUGAUAUGGACCUGUAUUUAUUGUUGCUUUAUCUCUCAGCAUUUGUUUCAGAGUUCCGCCUUAAGACUCGCCUAAUUGUAGCUAUUCAGCAGUUAGUCUGUCUGGUAAAUGUAGGAAUCAAACCAGAGCUAUAGCCAGACUUUCUCUUAUGCCGUCGCUGAAAACGUGAUCAAUCUCAAUAUUCCAACUAACAUAUAUCCUUUGUUUUUUAGGUCUCGUGUGAUUGUUGUUGUCAGCAUGUUGGAGAGAUUCUUCCUGAGUUUCUCGUUUUUCUUCUUGCUGUGCGUUGCAGAAAAAUCUUACCGAGAGGUGAGAAGUCAUACAACGUGAGCUUGAUUCUCUCCCCCAAGUUGCUCUCAAUUUGUCGCCCUACCUCGCUUGACCCUUCGCUGAUCUUACCCGAUAUUUCUCCAACUACAUUCCUCCUAUCUUUUUAAUUUUAUUAUUGGGGGGUGGUUGAAAUGUUUCAUGACGCGAAAAAAAUGAAUCUAUCAAUAACCCUUAAAUGUAACUUGCUGUUUCCCAGUCCUUAUGAGAGAUGAACGCUUUGGAUCGAUCAAGUUUCCAGGAUCUCUUUCAGGGAGACCCUGGAGAUUAGCUUCGAGUUAGCUUACUUAUGAGCGCUGUAUGAAUUUUUUUUGUCAUGUUUGUAUUCUAAAUCCCUACCCUGCGAUCAUCAUCUUAUUUUUCGUUUCAUUUCAGCGUUGCCUGUAUGCCAAGUUGUUUGGCUGGUUGACCUCGUCAAGGAAGUCUCGCCGUGCUGGUCUGCCACACUUUCGUCUCCAUAAAGUGCGAAAUAUAAAGACAUGGUUGUCUCUUAGAUCCUUGCUAAAGGUAAUUAUAUACAAUGUUUUCUUUCCAGAAUGCGCGUAUCAAAAAAAAUUGCUAGAAAGACGAUUAAAAGUAACAUUUUUUAAUUUUUAUCAGAGACGAGGUCCUCAAAGGUCUGUAGACAUGAUUGUGUCAUCAUCUUUCAUCCUUGGAAUGAUAUUAGUGAUACUGAUGUGUGUUCAGGUAAGUAAACGUAUCUGCCAUUUUUUUUGAACGUUUAGUGCGUUCAAUUUUUAUACAGUCGAAUCUCCAUGUGCGACCACCUCUCUUAAGCGAGCACCUCCCAUAAACGACCGCCUAUCCAAAACACCAAAACUUUCCCAGUCAAAGACUUACAGUUGGAAUGUCUAGUAAACGACCAUCUGCCAUUUUUUGAAAGUUCAGUGUGCGUUUUUUAAUUUUGUCAUACAUUUACGCAUUCUCUGAAUGUUCGGUUUCAAUCGUAGAAUAUACGAAGAACCAUCAUAGAGAAACAUAGUAACUUAAAGGAUCUUUCUAAGUUGUGGUUCGAUUCUUGUAAGCGAUCACCUCCGUUAAAACAAAAACUGUACAUGAAAUGAUUUCAAACGGACGAAAAUUAGGUGCGUUAAAACAAAAACAAAACGGACGAAAAUUAGUAAGAACUAUUGAAAAAAAAAUUAAAAGGCAUUAGAUAUCCGUUAAAGAUUUCCCAAGGGCGCAAGGAAAUCGAAACGAGGUAACGUGAUAGUUUUCUUUUCCAGACAGUCCGAUGAAUUGACUAAAAAUACUUUAAUUGAGUUUGAGAGCAGAUUAGCUGAAAGAUUUUGCGUCUGCUUUAAUUGGCCUUAAGAUUCGAUUUUACAUUCAACGCUGUAAUUGCACCAAUAGAGACUAGUGCGGACUUAAACGGCUGUGGAAGAUAAGGUAGACCGCGGGUGGUCGUCCUUCUUUCGUCGGAGCCACGCUUGGGGAGCGAAAAGUUAAAUUAUGUAAAUUUAUGGUAAAAAGGAAUAUAGAUUGGGGUGGAGAUAGAAGAGAGGUGCUCCCGAUCUACUGUGACUCAAAAGGAAAAUAAGAGACCGCUCGCUGUCUAAAGAUAAGAUGACUUCUCAAUUAGAAUGAACGUGGAAACCGGCAAAAGCGAUCGAAAAUAGUUAAGGGGUUUCUGUAAUCAGAAAGGAGAGGCUCAUCCAGGUUUUUGUUUUCUUGUAGCUCAUAAAAGGAAACGAAAAGGAGAGAUUUUUGUCCAUACUUUUUAACUGGGAAGUGUCAAUAUGGUGAGUAAUAUACCGUAAAAUUCCCAAAAUAAGCCCAUCAAUAAUGUGUUAUCCAAAUAAAACUUGCUGAUUAUAAUAAUAGUAACAACAACAAUAAUAAUAAUAAUAAUACUACCACUACUACUACAAAUAAUAAUAAUUUGUGUUUAUUUAUGUUAAGUUGUCUGUGUUUGUGUUUUGUUGUUACUUAAUGCGCUUUUUCAUUGCAGGUGUCUUGUGUUAUCAGUAUAUGUUCUGCGUUUCAUGACCUUGGGUUCCAAAAUCAACAGUAAAUUCACUAACACCUCAGGGCUACUCACAGAACAGGUGAGCAAAGGAGAAAUCCCUUUGUAUCAUGUUAGUGGAAAACGUGUAAACUUCCCGCCGGGAUCAAGGAAAGUCGGGGAGGCUUGGGGGUACUUAAGGGAAGUUUGGGUAGAGGCGAAAUCCCUUUGUAUCAUGUUAACGGAAAACGAAUAGGCUUUCCGCCGAGAACAAGGAGAGCGGCAAAUUCAGUAAGCACUCUUACAAUCAUUUCAUGAGGAAAUUAUAAUAAGUGAAGUUUUUUUCUCUUUACAGAUCAACCUUUAUCUUCAGAUGGAAAAAGCUCCUCACAAAAAAGAAGAUUUGACGAUUGCAAACCACGUCCUUAAGUUAGCCACCAAACUACUGAAGGUAUCACUUUAAGGGUUAAACACGGAUUGCACAAGGAUUAUAAAUUUACCGUAAAAUUCCGAAAAUAAGCCCCGGGGCUUAUAUUUUUCAAAGACCCUUUUUGAGUGGCUUAUUUUUGGAGGGGCUUAUCUACGGAGGAAAAUUUGCGUUUCAAAAUCGAUAGGGCUAGCCUUAUAGUUGGAAGUAAAUUUAAAGUUUUUGCUUUGUUUUACUUUGUAUUUGAGGGCAAUUUUCCAAGUACAAGCCCCCGGGGGGCUUAUAUUUGGAGGGGCGAUUUAACGGAGAGUUUUUUGCGUUACUGCUGUGCUUUGGGGGCUUAUAUUUGUAGGGACUUAUACAUGGAGGGGCUUAUUUUCGGAAUUUUACGUUAUUCAAAAUAGUCGCCGUAACGGUCAAAAGGUCUUUUGUAUGAGACAUCGCCUGUUUCAAGGGCGUCUAGAUUCAGGUCUCAACGCUUAUGGAUUUCUGUUGAGCCGUGAGGACUUUUAACAAAAGUAAUCUUUCUCAAAUACCCCGUAGAUAUAAAAAGAACCAAUUUCUCAGGAAAGAAAAGCAUAGUGUUUUUCGCAUCAUGAUAGUGAUUGCUAACUGUUAACUGCUUAUUUAUACAUUUACUGGUUAUUAUAUUUAUUUAUUUAUUUAUUUAUUUAUUUAAAUGCUCACUUUAUUCGAGUGUCAAUGUAUUUAACGUACUCAUUGAGGACGCUGUUGUUACGUCUCCUACUGGAAACGGGACGGUUGUUAUAAUUGGUCAUCCGAGCCGCACGAAGGUUCAGCCGUUUGCAGGGCAAAGGCCGUACUCCCGCCUUCAUUUUUGAGGUAUUUUAACAUAUGGUCCGGUCCCGGGAAUCGAAUCCGCGCCCUCUCGCUCUGCAAUCAAGCGCUCUACCGACUGAGCUAGGCCUGCUGCAGUAUUUAUUUUUUAUUUUAUUUUUUUCAGGAAAUCGAAAGCCCGUUCAAGAUGUCUGGUUUGUCGAUGAACCCAUUGUUGUACAACAUUACUCGAGUGGUAGUAUUGUCUCUUUUCUCAGGAGUCAUGUCUGAUCUGCUGGGCUUUAGACUAAAGGUACAA